CUGGUCUAACACAUCCCAUUGUCCCAGUCAGGAUUCACGAUAUAUUACAGGCCUUUAGCAAAUUUCUAAAAAGGAAAAAUGAUUCCCCCUCGCGUCAUCACCGUCUUCGGUGCAACCGGAAACCAGGGUAGCGGCAUCAUCAACACCGUUCUUGCGGUACCAGCAGUCAGGGAAAAGUAUACCCUGCGAGGCGUCACUCGCGAUCCAGAGGGUCCCAAACGCACGGCGCUUUCACAAAAAGGCGUUGAGCUUGUCAAGGCUGACCUGAACGACCUUGACUCCCUGAAAGCCGCUAUUCGAGGCUCAUAUGGUGUCUUCGGUAUGACGGAUUUCUGGAGCAUCCACUCGAAGGAAGUCGAGGUGCAGCAGGGUAAGAACCUCUUUGAAGCCUGCAAAGCCGAAGGGGUGCAGCAUUUUGUCUACUCCUCCUUGCCUUGGGCAACCAAGACUACAAACGGCAUCUUGCGUCACCUAGAACAUUUUGAUAGCAAGGCGAUGGUGCAGGAAUUUAUCGAGGCUCACAAGGGGGAUAUGAUUGCGUCGUAUUUCCGGCCGGCCAUGUUUUUGAGCUUUCUUCCAAAUUUGAUCCGCAAGCGAGACGGGACGCCGACGAUGAUCUUGCCAUUCCCGUCUGAUUCCAUCUCCUGGCCCUUCAUUGAUCCCCCUCAGGACGGUGGCAAGUACGUUCUAGGGCUCUUCGAAGGCGGAUCCGCAGCCAACGGCGUUCAGGUCAAUGCAGUUAGCUGUUGGACAACUCCAAAGGAGCUCGCAUCAGCCUUGACCAAGGACUCCGGGCGCGAGGUUGCCUUGGAGAUUGUAGAUCCGGAAACUUUUGCGAGGGAGUUUCCCGAGAACAUUGCGGCGGAGCUAACAGAGACGCUGAGGAUUGUGGGAGAGUUCAGUGUCUACGGGCGCAAUGAGGAACAAAACCUGGCCAAGCAUGACAAAUGGCUAGUUGAGGGGCUGGGAAGAAGUUGAGUUUGGAGCAGUGGAUUUAUCAGAAUCGGCCGUGGACGUUCGAGGCAACUAGUUUUCUCGACACUUUAGCCGAACAGAAAAGACAACAGCAUCAAUGAUCCACUCUGUUCUAGUUUGAUUAGGCUAGAUAAUGAACUGCGAUAAAGGGACCACCACUCACACUGCCAUGCUGAUUCCUUCUUACACCCUUACACUCCUGGUGUCUUCUGAGACCCCAAUUGCCCUAAUCACGUGCUUGCAAGGUCUAAAUACCACCCGUUCUCCAUAAAAGGUCCAUCAGUGCAUACUGCGUAACUUCUUUCAUCCAACGGGGAAGCUAGAUGUCAU
Aspergillus alliaceus is the source of this 1305-nucleotide messenger RNA. Its product is annotated as NmrA/HSCARG family protein. The record is from RefSeq and is a predicted model, not a curated record. The transcript has 2 exons. Lineage: Eukaryota; Fungi; Ascomycota; Eurotiomycetes; Eurotiales; Aspergillaceae. Bases 79 to 978 code for a protein of 299 amino acids.